Messenger RNA from Penaeus vannamei (Pacific white shrimp), 3835 nucleotides. The record is from RefSeq and is a predicted model, not a curated record. NCBI's taxonomy places the organism in Eukaryota, Metazoa, Arthropoda, Malacostraca, Decapoda, Penaeidae.
GAUGUUGGAGGGUAACUGAUGAAGGAAUAAAUAGGGUGGUCGAAUACUGUCGUAAUCUGCGCGUGCUCAAUGUAAAGGAUUGUCGUGAUGUAACAGAACAGUACCUUUGUAAGCUCUUUGUUCGAGGAAUUUGGGUUAUCUCUGACUAUUCCCUUGCUCAGAUGGUCAGCAGAAGAAAACGAGUCAACAAUCUUGGCCUCAAUAUACAAAUAUAGUUGAUGUGAAUGUACUGCAUAUUUUAGGUGUAUACUGUAUAUAUUUUAUAGACAAAUUAUAUCAUUACCUAAAAAGAGACAGGUACAGGGAGCAGGAUGGUGAUAUAAAUCUGCAACAUUUUAUACUCAUAAAGAUAUUUUCUGUAGUGCUGUGUGAAUGCUUUAGCUUUUAUAACAGGUACAUGAUAUUGUUUUCCCCUAGGGCCAUCCAACUGGGAAAGCAUAUAGCAACUCUUACUUACUUCUUUGGAUGAUGAAUUAAGCAUUUUUGAACAGUUACCGACUUAGUUCAAUCCACUCAGUGUACUAUAUUAUCCACAGGAAUGUGCUCAAACUUUUUCUUAAAUUAGGGAAAAAUAUAACAAAAAUGUUUCCAAAAAUCAUAAAAGAGAUCAGAGAAGUUCCUUGGUGACUAGUCACUUAUGGAGCCAGCUUUGUGUAAACAAAAUUAAUAAAGUUAAAUAACAGUGGAAUGGGCAUUUAUGUAAAUGCCCCACACCAUUUUUUUUUUUUUUUUUUUUUUUUUUUUUUUUUUUUUUUUCUGCCACAUCAACAUCUAUGGUCAUUAGUGGCGUAUACAAAAUAUAGCGAUAGGACAAGGCUUGGGGGUGAAGCCCCCAGUUAAGGAAAGGUCAUACAGCAUCAUGACAAAGUAUUGUGGCAAAAAGGUUCAAAAUUAGUCAACAAUUAGGACAAAUAUGUUAGAUGUCAAAGGUUGUAGAGUUAGUAUGUUAGUCAAAAGGGUAAAGAGGGAAUAGCAGAGUACAAAGGCCAUUCAAGACUAACACUAAGCCAGCCUUUCAUCCUUUCAGCAUGGCUUUCACACUUUAGGAUGUGGACAGAAGGAGAUAAAGAAGAGAAAGAAAAGAAAAUUGGAGAAAAAAAGACCAUGCAAAAUUAGUUAGGGCGAAGGCUAAGGCCCAAGGCAGGGGUGAUCCCCCACAUUGGGUCUCAGUCCUCAUCUCCUAAGCCCCUCCAUGACAACAAUGGGCAUGGGAUGAAUGGGGCCUUAUAUCAUUAGUUGGUUCAUUUAUAAUAACUUGAAAACCAUAAUGUUCAACUUUCAUCAGCUUAGUAUUUUCGUGAAAAUUUUGAUCUGCAAAUCUCAUCCUAUGCAACUGAUAUUUAUGCUCACCAUUUUUGGCAUACUACUUGGUAUUAUGGCCAUCAUAUGACAAACUAUUUAUGCAUAAUGCGUACUUGAUACAAUGCUAAUUUUUCUAGUGACGGUUUGCAAAAUCUAAUUACUUCCUUUAGUAUAAAAGCAGAGAAUGAAGGAUAUAUUUCGCUUUCUCUUACUGUUUUCCUAGUUUUUCACUUUUUUCUUUGACUUUAUUAUUUACUCUUUUUUUGGGAAGUAUAUUCCUCCAAAUAUAGUGUAAUAUAUUGAGUUGUACAAAUAACAACCAUAUUUUAUAGAUCAGGUUUAGUAGAUAAUGUUUCACUGCUCUUCAGAAUCAGGAGGUUAUUAUAUACAUCAUUAGUCUAUUAAUUAAUUUACUCAUUAUUAUUUAUUGAAAAAUUUCAACAUCUAAGGUCAUUAGUGGCAUAUUGGAAAUAUAGUGAUAUGUUGAGGCUUGAGGGUGAUGCCCCUAGGUAAGGAAAGGUCCUACAGAACUAUGAUGCAAUAUUGUGGCAAAAAUGGUUAAAAUUAGCUAAUAGCUAGGACAAAAUAUAUAAGAUGUCAAAGGUUGUAGAGCACUGUAUGUUAGUAUGGUAGUGAAAAGGGUAAAGAGGGAAUAGCAAAGGGAUUAUGAAGGCUGUACAGGACUGACAGAGCCAGUCUCAUCCUUUCAGCAUGACUCACACUUUAGGAUGUGGAGAGAAGAAGGGGAGAAGAAAAGAAGGAAAAGAAAAGGGUUAGAAAAAAAGACCUUACAAAAUUGGUUGAGGUAAGGGCUGAGGUCCAAGGUAGGGGGGAUCCCCUAACUUGGGUAUCAGUCUCCAUCUCCUAAGCACACCCCCCCCCCACAACAACAAUGAUCAAGGGACUGGGGGAGUGGUCAUUUACUUAGUAUUAGUGUAAAUAACUUUUAUUUUUAACCUUUUAAUUGGCCAUUUUUUAUACUUUAGGUACACAAGUUUUGCCAUUUAUUUCUGUUAACACUUUUUGUGCAGUUGUGAAUGUAGGCCUCUUUUUCUUAAUUGUGAGUAAUCUGAAGUUUUGAUUAUUGCUUUUAUUAUGUAUCCCUCGAAUCCCUUGCUCAUAGUUGUCGUGGGGGGGGCUUAGGAGACAAAGACUUAGGUCCAAGGUAAAGGAUUACCCCUACCUUGGAUCUUAGCCCUUGCCGCAACUAAUAUUGCAUGGUCUUUUUUUCUCCCUCUUUUUUUUCUGUCUCUUCUUCAUCCCCUUUUGUCCACAUCCCAAAGUGUGAGAGGAUGAAAGACUGGCUUUGUGUCAGUCCUGAACUGCCUUCAUACUCUAUUUGCUCUUCCUCUUUACCCUUUUCACUACUGUACAGCCUUUUAUAUCUAACAUAUUUUGUCCUUAUUAUAGGUGGUCCCCUAUUUGCAAACACCCAAGUUACGAACUUCGCUACAUAAAACAAAGUUGUCAGAAGCGAGUGAGAGUAGCACGCAUCAUAAACAAUAGCUCUUUCACUGUACCCACACAGUCUCAUUCAAAUGUAUGCUGUGUGCUCUUCAGAAAACUUUGUGAUUGUUUUGCGAAGUCUUUGCCCUUAUUAAGCAUUCAAACAUGUUGGGUGUUAAGCGCAAAAGCAGUGGUGAUGCAGCUGGUAGUGCUAAGAAAUGCCAGGCCAUCACAAUGGAAACAAAAGUGGAUAUCAUGAUAAGAGUGGAGCGCGGUGAGCUGACGGCGGAUGUUGCUCAUUCGUACCAGAUGAAUCGUUCUACCAUUCGUACAAUACUCAAGAACAAGGAUAAGAUCAUGGAACAUGUAAAAAGUUCAGUCACUAUAAAGUCUACAAUUAUUAGUAAGAAACGUGGAAAAGUGAUAGAAGAACUUGAAAAACUUCUGAGCAUUUGGAUGGAGGAUUGUCAUCAGAAGAGCAAGCUGCUGAAAACAUACCGUACGCCCUACUACGGACAUAUGAAUAAACGUACUUAUGAACAGCCUACUGGAACGGAACCUUUAACUUUUUCACCACAAUACUUUGUCACAAUGCUUUAUGACCUUUGAUGUAUCCAUAUAUUUUGAAUAUGUUACUGGUGACCUUAGAUGAUGCAGCAGGAGUUUUUCAGUGAAUUGAAAUAAAUUUUAUUAUACACUUCUUUUCUCUCUUUUUACUUUUUUUCUUUUUUCAUUUAUUUUCAUUGUAAGUGAAAGCUCAGUAUGAAGAAUUAUUUACCCUGACUUACCCAUAGCCUUUAUCAAGGGAGAAUUUAUUAUGAGGUCUUUUUUUUUAUUCUAUUAUUAUUAUUGUCAUCAUUGUGAUCAUUAUUAUUAUUAUUAAUUUUAUUAUCAGUAAUAUUAUUUUUAUUAUUAUCAAACAUGCCAAAGGUAAUUUCAUUGUGACAAGACAAAAUCAUGAAAUGUACCAUGCCCACUAGUAAUUUACUUGGUUAAUUGUAUGUACUUAUAUAGCUCUACAAGUUCUUAUUUUUGCCUGUUAACCCUUUUCUUUGAUGUUUGGAAAUAUAUGUUUUGAUUUGCAUAA